Messenger RNA from Pleurotus ostreatus (oyster mushroom), 1773 nucleotides. RefSeq lists its product as uncharacterized. The coding region runs from base 1 to 1773 and encodes 590 amino acids. NCBI's taxonomy places the organism in Eukaryota, Fungi, Basidiomycota, Agaricomycetes, Agaricales, Pleurotaceae. The transcript is spliced from 6 exons. The record is from RefSeq and is a predicted model, not a curated record.
AUGCCACCUUCACCCCAUUUUUCGAGGGCACCUGCGCUCGCCCGUUCAUUUGCCACUCGUUCCACGCCCCAGCCUCGUUCAAGAUCAAGAAAGUUCGUCCGUCGCGCUGGAUAUACAGCUUUAGGACUGGGAGGAAUUUGGGCUGCUGACAAGGAAUUCAACGCGUCCGCAAUAGCCCGAAGCUUCAGAACGCUAUGGACUUGUGCAGUCAUCACCGUAGACUACAAGCUCAACUUCACGAAGGAAAAGAGUGAUCAGAUACACCUCUUGCAUGAACGCGUUGCAGAUCGAAUGUACAACUUACUCACUUCAAAUGGAGGGUUAUAUAUCAAAUUCGGUCAAGCAAUUGGCGCAAACGCAGCACUGCUUCCCGAGCCCAUGCAAGCCAAAUUCGCAAAGCUCUUCGACGACGCACCACAAGUCCCGUACUCGACCGUACUCUCCGUGUUCCAAUCAGAAUUUGGCCGACCACCGAGCGGGCCUGGCGGUGUGUUUGAAAUAUUCGAAGAGCAGUCCAUCGCGGCUGCGAGCAUUGCGCAGGUUCACCGGGCGAAGCUGUGGCCGUCAGAAGGCGAUACGGAGGAGAAAUGGGUUGCGGUGAAGAUCCAGAAACCAGACGUUGGGCAGCAGAUGGAGUGGGAUCUGGGAGCGUACCGUUUGGCUAUGUGGUUUUUUGAGAAUGCGGCGUUUGAUCUGCCGGUGUACUUUGUCGUCGAAUUCAUCAACGAGCAUCUGCGUCGUGAGCUUGACUUUGUGCAGGAAGCAGCUAGUUCGCAGGAGACCGCACGCUUCGUCGCGUCGGAACCGCGGCUCAGCCAGAGCGUCUACAUCCCCAAGGUGUAUCCUCAAUUUUCCACCAAACGCAUCUUGACUGCCGAAUGGAUCGAUGGGGUCCGGCUUAGCAACCGGCAAGCUGUCCGUCAGCUUAUGGGCGAAGAAGCAUCCCCAGCGGACAACGUGAUGCCUCCUCUCAAAGGUGGGAUGAAGGCUGUCAUGCAAACGAUGGUCGAGCUGUUCAGCGCGCAGAUAUUCAGCUGGGGCUGGGUGCACUGCGAUCCCCAUCCCGGCAACAUCAUCAUCCGCCCCCAUCCAUCCGGCAACAACAAACCCCAGCUUGUCCUCCUCGACCACGGAUUGUACGUCCGCCUCUCCGAGGAUUUCAGAAGGCAAUACGCCGAUUUGUGGCGAGCGCUGCUAGCAGGGGAUUUCGCCACGCUGAAAGACGUGACGGAGCAGUGGGGGAUUGGGGCGCCUGAUAUCUUUGCGAGCGCUACACUCUUGAAACCUGUAAAAUUCGGCGGGGGCAAGGAGAAACAAAAGCAGAUAGACGAGCUGGCAAAGUUAAGCGAGUACGAUCAGAGUAUGUUGAUGAAAGAGAGGCUAAGAGGAUUCUUGGUCGACACCGAUAAAAUGCCCAAGGCUCUGGUGUUUCUCGGUCGGAAUAUGCGCAUCGUGCAAGGGAACAAUCAAGCCUUUGGAUCCCCCGUUAACCGCAUCAGGAUAACAGGCUACUGGGCCUCCCGCUCUCUCACCACCGUCGACCAUCACGCUUCGCUCCGAGACCGGCUUCGAGAAUCCUGGUUCCACUUUGUAUUCAGGAACACCAUGCUCAUACUGGAUGGAAUGUUCUACUGGCAAAUGGCUGUGCAGAGCGUGCGUCGGGUUUUUGGGUUGAAGACGGAGAAUUUUGAGGAUGAGCUGGAGAGGAUGAUGCAGGGGGUGGCGAAGAGUAAAUUCGGUAUUGAGGUGAACAGCAGCAUGUUUGAGGGAUAG